Molecule: messenger RNA, 3811 nt
Organism: Pecten maximus
Lineage: Eukaryota; Metazoa; Mollusca; Bivalvia; Pectinida; Pectinidae
Product: breast cancer metastasis-suppressor 1-like protein-A
Exons: 9
Coding region: 80-799 (239 amino acids)
Biological process (GO): negative regulation of transcription by RNA polymerase II
Cellular component (GO): Sin3-type complex
Molecular function (GO): histone deacetylase binding
Source: RefSeq, a predicted model, not a curated record
CGCUUGGCGCACUUUGAAAUGGAGGCACGUUUGUUUUGGUGGAGGUUUUUUUCUUGUUGAACGGCAUUUGGACUAGAAAAUGCCAACAAUAGAAAACGGUAAACGAGAAAGGGAAGAAGAAAUGGAACAGGAAACUCCAGAUAGUGAUAAAAGUUCCGAAGAUGAGUCGGAAUUGGGUUCUAUGGACGAAGAUGAGUCGGAACUGGAUGAAGAAGAAUGUGAGAGGCGUAAAAAUGAAUUCCUGGAUGAUAUGAUUGAUUUGGAAAGACAAUUCACAGAUCUUAAAGAACAACUUUACAAGGAGAGGAUGGGGCAGUAUGAAGCCAAACUUGAGGAAGUCAAGGCCGGCAAAGCUAUAGAGUACCUUAAUCCUCUGGCUGAGCUCCAGGAUAACAUGAGGAUACGGAUACAGGUGUCAGGAAUUCUUAAAGAAUACAGAAAAAUUUGUAUCCAAAAUAAAUUUGAGAGUGAAGAACUAGCCACCAGACAGAAUAUGGAGAGUGAGAAGGAUAUAUUAUUUGACUCUGUCAAGCAGGACUUGGAGGAGAAGAUCCGUCGACUAGAGGAAGAUAGACAUAACAUAGACAUUUCAUCAGAUUUAUGGAAUGAAUCACAGUUCAUGAAGAAAAAUAAAAAGAAUAAAGACCCGUCAAACCCUGACAGACGAAAGAAACCGGUGACAGUGGCUGGUCCAUAUAUUGUAUACCUGUUAAAAGAUGUUGAUAUUAUUGAAGACUGGACAGCUAUUAAAAAGGCUUUAAAACAAAAUCAGAAGCGGAAACCAGAUAUCGAGUUUUGAAGGUUUUAAAUAGUGCAUUGAUAUAAAAAGGAAACGGUCUUGGCUCAUGACAUGUUGUUCGGAGACUUGGCAAGAGGUUCAUAUCAAAGAUAUGACUUUUAUGGAUGUGUAUGUUGGAGAUUUGACCUAAUACAGAUGACGUCUGUGCCAGAAAUACGAAAAAAAUGACGUGUAUAUCCUGUGUAUAACAUUACAGAAGAAAAGGAGUCAUGCACAUGCAUGGUGGAGAAACAGCAUCACAUAUAGAUGUGGAAAAAAUGACAUGGUUGUGGUUUCCAUGCGUGGAUGAGAAUGUCUUACUUCCUUCCAUGGAUUUUCAGUUUUGUGUUCAAUACAGUGUAAUUUCUACAUACUGAGUAUAUUGAGAGCUAUCAGGUGGUUUCAGACAAUACAGUGUAGUUUCUAUAUAUAUUGAGAGCUAUCAGGUGAUUUCAGACAAUACAGUGUAAUUUCUACAUACAUUGAGAGCUAUCAGGUGGUUUCAGACAAUACAGUGUAGUUUCUACAUAUACUUAGACCAAUCAGGUGAUUUCAGACAAUACAGUGUAGUGUCUAUAAAUAUUGAGAGCUAUCAGUUGAUUUCAGACAAUACAGUAUAAUUUCUACAUAUAUUGAGAGCUAUCAGCUUGCAGGUGAUUUCAGAUAGUGCAGUGUAGUUUCUACAUACAUUGAGAGCUAUCAGAUUAUUUCAGACAAUACAGUGUAGUUUCUACAUAUAAUGAGAGCUAUCAAGUUAUUUUAGACAAUACAGUGAGCAGACUAAAGGCUGUCACAAAUCUUAUUCUCAAGGCUGCUAUAGCUACAGAAUGUAGCAAUUGUACGGAGAUAAAUUUGUCUAAUAUUACACUCAGAGUUGUCAACAAAGGAUAAAACUUCCCAACUGAAAUGCAGCUAUAUUAACUUAACAGGAGUGAUAACGUCAUAGAUUUGACCUGCAUUUAAAUGUUUUUGAGCAAAAAAUAUCCCAUAAUAUAUUUGAUAAGUACAGGAAAAUUUAUUUGAAAGUGUAUAUGAUCAAUCAUUCCAAUCAAGAAAAUUUGGCUUCUCUCUUUUCAAGAUGGAUAUGACCGUUGAAGUUAGCUGAAGUUUAUUUCUCAGAAAAUGUUGGAAUAUCAAAUUUCACUAGACCCCAAAUGUGUCCUGUUCAUUUGACAGCUUACUCCUCUAGUCAAUAGGUCGCAUAAAAUCUCACUUUGAAAAUGUUCAUCUUGAUACACAUAUAUAUAUGAAAUAUAUUGGUAUAAAUUACCCUGCUGUACAUAUCCUACUUUCAGGUAUACUUUAUAUUGUGUUCAAAGAUCAUCACUAAAUUUCCAGCAGCAUGGAUCUCAAAUGAUUUUUUGUUUACUUCAGUGCGAAGUUUUCAUCUCCUGAUCAUGUGCAUUUACUGCUAACAGAACUCACCACUGAUCCUAGUUAAAUAUUUCUCAACUUAAUAAGGAAAUUCCUUUACUUUCACUAGGGACCUCUGAUCAUGAAAAUAGGGCAACCAUUGAAAAGAGAUUGGAGUUCGGGUGGAAAAGUUGAGAGCAUUCUCAAUAUUUUUACUUGGCUAGGGAGCUACAUUAGCAUUCAUUCAUUUCUUUCUAUCUCAUUGAUAAAUGGAUUAAUAAGACAGUGACACACCAUCAUAUGAUGCAUCUUGUCAUCAGAAUCGGACAUGCUUUUUACUCAUAAAUACUGAUGCUUUACCACCCUUGUAUACAAUAUGCAAUGUUCUUCUUUUCCAUGCAGUCGAGCUGUGUCCAGUUGAAGUGGACACAUGCUACUAUUUUUAUAAUGUUCAGAAGUCAAGGUCAUCAAAUUUAAAGGGUACAGUCAAAGUGAAAUAUAUUGGUAAAAGUUUUUAUGUAAAUGUGUUUCCAUUCUACUAAUCAUGUUUGGUAAAAAUUCAUUAAUUUGUUUUAUUCCUAAUAUAGUCAUACAAAAGAUGUCUGCACUGAUCAGCCAUAUCCAUAACAAGCCCAGGGGUUGGGUGUCACUCAAAGUUUUAUCCAAAGUAGGUCUAGACCCGACUUACUGAAGGAAAUUUAGUAGCAUUUGUUAACAUUUUACUAUCUGCAAUAGACAUGGAGGGGCUUGUUACCAGGCGUGGGCUUGUUACAAGGCAUGGGCAAAUUGUCUGAUAUAUAUGAUAUUAGUGAUUGUUUAUCUUGGACACACAAUUCCUCCAACAAAACAAAAACUUUAACAAUGAGAACAUGUCAUCUCAUGCAAGUAAGUGUUAAAUAGUAUUAAAUUAAAUGUAACAUAAUAUAAGUCUGAAUCUGGUAUCAAAUUUUAGUACAGCACUUUGAAUCCAGUUUUAUUAAAUUUUAGUACAGCAUUUUAAAAUAAUUUAUAUGUUACCACUGUGACAGUGAUUAGCUAGAAUUACGAAUAAAAAAUAUCAUUAUCAAAAACAGCAUUUACAUGUUAUCUGAGGGAUAAUGAUUUGAAAACAGUGUUUUACCUCAGAUGUGUAUUUGUUUAUUACCGACACAGAAAUGCAACACAAUUUAUAAUAUCAGACCCUAAUAACAUAUUUCAUAAUUACAGCCAAGUUCUUCUUAACUGUGUUAAGACUUAUUUCUCUUCAUCAACAAGAAAUACCCAUGUUUACAGCUAUCUAAAGUUUAUAAAAAUUAUCACAAAUAUUUCUUCAGAAAUAUUCUUGAUAUAUUUGAAAUUCAAAACUUAAAAUGAUCUAUAUGGGGUUUAAACACUUUUACUUUCCAGGUAGAACACAAAAUAUUUGUAAAUUUUCAAAUUGAUUAUUAAGACUUAUUAUACAGUCCUGGAUAGUUUUAUCUAUAAUCGUAUAAUUUUUACAGAUAAAAGGCUGCUGUCAUUUCAGUGCAGUACGAAAUAUUCAAUAGAAGUAUAUAUGUUUCAUACAUGCGUAUUAUGAGACAUAAGUUAGCAAUGCUACUUAGUACUGUAUGCAUUGCACACAAAUUUGUUGAUUUUAACUCAUCAACAGUCAAUUCUCUUAUUUUGUCAAAUUUUGUAUUAAAAUUAAGAUAAAAAUCA